Messenger RNA from Coregonus sp. 'balchen', 2079 nucleotides. Lineage: Eukaryota; Metazoa; Chordata; Actinopteri; Salmoniformes; Salmonidae. The record is from the annotation of a GenBank genome assembly.
GUUUCUCUAAUUGAACUUCACCCAAUCAACAAUAACUCGUUAGCAGUUGCUUGCUUUUUCGUGUUCCUUGAGGCAGCGUAUUCCUUGCAGGGAAUCGCCCCCCAGCCAGUACCGUUAUACUUUCUAAAGAUCUUCAUGGAACUUCGCAGAGGAACUGUCUCUCUCUGCAAGGAAAUGCGAUUCUGUUGCCUGUGAAACUGCAACCUACGCUCGAACCAUGGUUAUUUUGGAGAAAACAUUUCAGAAAAGUGAAGUUGUAUAAUUCGAAUGAAAGUGCUAAAAAGUGGGCUGCGAAGAAGACGACAAUUUAAAGAAACACUGGUGGACGUUUAAACGACCAUUUGAAUGAAAUAAUCAGCCUUUGUCAGCAGUAAUUCCCUGGGACUGCAAUGACCUCCAAUAAAGACAUGAAGGCAGGCUCUGUGUUGCAGUCCAGUGGCGAGGAGAGGAGACGGGGUCCCUUGGACCAGCUUCCACCCCCGGCCAACUCCAACAAGCCUCUGACGCCGUUCAGUAUUGAGGAUAUCCUAAACAAACCCUCGGUGAAAAAGUCAGUUGCUAAUCUCUGUCCGCCGAGAGUUAUUGAAAAAGUGUCCGGCUCAAAUGCAGCAAGAAACGGUAUUAGCACUCCCUCUUCGCCGUUAUGCGCUCUGGAGGAACUAGCCAGCAAAACAUUUAAAGGUCUGGAAGUCAGCGUUAUACAAGCAGCUGAAGGUAAUAAUUCAUAUUCAAUAUUGACAUAACGUUUUAAUAUUUACAUUUACAGAUUCAGUGAGUGAUUGUAUUGCCUAAGCAUACAUAAUAAUCGAAAUAGCCAUUGGUGAAAGCCUAUCGUGUGAACUGUUGUCAAACUUUUACAGUGAGUGUGGUUCUAAAGGCAUUGCAAUAUGUCUCAAACUAUUGCCAAGCCUAGUCUGUGUGAUGUUAUUUAUCCUUGGCUAUUAUUUCAGAGUUUGAGUUUUAUUGGGGUGGAAAAGGAGGCCUCUAAACUGACAUGUUCUAUUGUGCUUCCUGGUGUAAAAUGUAAUUUGCAACAUUUUAUAGGCUUUUAUUGGGUAGAAUGUUAUUUAUUUUAAUCCUGAUAUUGAUAGCUAUGUUAAUCCUAAUGAUGCAUGGGCAAUGUAAAACAUGAAUCUGUUAUUCAUUGCACAUUGUCUCUAUAGAAUGCUGCCCGCAAGUUAUUACCAAAACAUACCCAUCACCACAAUUGGCCAAAAUAACAAAAAUUGUUUGCAUCUGCUUUACAUAUUCGGUAAAACAAGACCUCAAUUACAAAGCUGCUGAUUCUAUCAUGGCACACUUGACACUUGUAGACAUGUUGUUCUGAUAAAGUGACUCUGUAUUUUCGUUUCCCUAAAGGUCGUGAACAUGUAAACGCCUUUGGACAGAGGCAAACCUCAAAAAAGAGGAGAAAGUCCCGGACAGCUUUCACCAACCAUCAGAUAUAUGAACUCGAGAAGCGCUUUUUGUACCAGAAAUACCUGUCUCCGGCCGAUCGAGACCAGAUAGCUCAGCAACUGGGGCUAACCAACGCUCAGGUCAUCACUUGGUUUCAGAAUAGACGGGCCAAGCUCAAGAGAGACUUGGAAGAGAUGAAAGCAGACGUGGAGUCGCUCAAAAAAGUACCACCACAAACCCUGCAAAAGCUAGUCAACAUGGAAGACAUUGACGACCUGCAAGGAAGCUCUGGAGCAAUAUCCCCUAGUAUCUCCCCGUCGUCACAAGGACACCGAGCAUUUCCUCAGUCCCCCUCCUCAUCCAGAGACCAAACCACGGACGAAUUCUCAGAGGAGGACGAAGAGAUUGAGGUGGACGAUUGACAGUAGGCCCAUGUUUUAAGAAAGCGCAUUUUCAAAACUUUUGCAGGCACGGAUAUUGACGAAGAUAGAAGUUAAACUUAAAAGGAAAGUUUACUUUCUCCUCUUCUCCAUUUUAAUUUAUUCAAUAGGACUGUAAAGCCUUCAUGAUGUCCCCGUUUCAAUUUCACCAAAUUAUUUGAGGAAUACAUAUUUAUUUAAAUAGGAUAUGAAACAUACUUAGUGUUAUAGUACACGAUCAAGACUGCAAAGUUUGUAUUUU